AUGCUGAUUAACGCCUAUGCAACGCUGGAUGGUAUCCAGGAUCAGCAGAAUGGCGGCGCCAGCAACUGGCUUUGGGGCAGUAUCCGUGGUGGUGAUGCUUACAAAGGAACCGAGUUCACCGACAUGAUUGAUGCCAAUCCUAUUAUGCGUUUUGAAUUAUUGCCCAGCGUAGGUCAGCUGCCCAACAAAUGGAACGCCAUUUGGGAUGGUGUAGGCGGUGCCAACCAGGUACUAAAAGUUUUGCCACUGGUAAAAGACAUUUCUGCCGCUGAUGCCAAACAGGUAGAAGGAGAAGCUAAAUUCAUCCGUGCAUUUAUGUUGUUUGAGGGUAAAAAAGCCUUUGGCAAUAUUCCCUUCAUUGAUGAAAAAGUAACAGACUUCAAAGUGCCCAAUACAGAUGCUUCCGGCGCUACCUAUGUUAAUAUCUGGCCCCAGAUUGAAGCAGAUUUCAAAUUUGCUUAUGAUAAUCUUGACGAAGUAAGACCGCAUGUUGGAAGGGCCAACAAAUGGGCCGCUGCCGCUCACCUUGCAAAGGCCUAUAUGUUCCAGAACAAGUUUACUGAAGCAAAAACACUUUUUGAUGCUAUCAUAGCCAAUGGUAAAACAAGCAAAGGCGUGAAAUACGGCCUUACGCCCAAUUACCACAGCAAUUUCCGUGUAUUUACAGAAAACAAUGAAGAGACCGUAUUCUCUAUUCAGGCUUCUUACGGAGAUGGUGCCAACACAAACGGCAAUUAUGAUAAUACACUGAACUAUCCCCACGGCGGUAGUGCCACUACAGAAAAACCAGGCGCCUGCUGCGGAUUUUUCCAACCAUCACAGAACCUGGUAAACUCAUUCCGCACUUCUGCUGCAGGAUUACCUUUACCAGAUACCUACAACGAUGUAGACGUUACCAGUGAUGAACCAUUCACAUCUGCCAACCCUGCGUUUGUACCUUAUGCAGGCAACCUUGACCCAAGGCUUGACUGGACAGUAGGCAGAAGAGGCAUUCCUUACUACGACUGGGGUAUUCACCCGGGAAGAGCGUGGAUCCGCGACUAUACUUAUGGCGGUCCUUAUAGCCCCAAGAAGAAUACCUAUUACAAAGCAGAUAUCGGCAGCCUGGCAGGUACUGUUGGCUGGGGCUUUGCCAAUAACGCGCUUAACUACACACCUAUGCGUUUUGCAGACGUUUUGUUAAUGGCUGCUGAAGCAGAAAUUGAAGUAGGAAGCCUGGCAACUGCACAAACCUAUAUUAACCGUGUACGGGCAAGAGCAGCAGCUUCACCUGUGUUGAACGGCGCCUCCAAUGCUGCCACGUAUGUGGUAAGCCAGUAUACUGUUCCUUUUGCAGACAAAACAGAAGCAAGGAAAGCAGUACGCUUUGAGAGAAAGCUUGAACUGGGUAUGGAAGGACACCGCUUUUUUGACCUGGUGCGCUGGGGUAUUGCCGAUGUGGUAUUAAAUACCGAAUAUUUUCCAAAAGAAGGCGUAAGAAGGGCAAGUGCAUUGGCCGGCUCUGUAUUUACAAAAGGUAAACACGAAUACCUGCCAAUUCCUGAAUUUGCUAUUUCAAACAGCUUAAAAGAUGGCAAACCCACUUUAAAACAAAAUCCUGGUUAUUAA
Molecule: messenger RNA, 1608 nt
Organism: Ostertagia ostertagi
Lineage: Eukaryota; Metazoa; Nematoda; Chromadorea; Rhabditida; Trichostrongylidae
Source: the annotation of a GenBank genome assembly